UAAAGUGGCUCUUCAGCGCUCCAGUGGGCUGAACGAGACUGGCAACAUUGUGUGGUACUUGGCUCUCUGUCUCCUCCUGUCCUGGAUAAUUGUUGGAGCUGCAUUAUUUAAAGGAAUAAAAUCUUCUGGAAAGUUGGCUCUUCCUAUUGUCACUUCUCUUCUGGCACAAAGAUAUGUCAUCCUGCUCAUCUUGCUGGUACGAGGUGCCACCCUGGAAGGUGCCCUGGAUGGCAUUGAAUACUACAUUGGGAGACAGUCCAACAUCACCAAGCUGAUGGAGGCAGAGGUUUGGAAAGAUGCAGCCACCCAGAUAUUUUACUCCCUGUCUGUGGCAUGGGGUGGGCUUGUUGCUUUGUCUUCAUACAAUAAGUUCCACAACAACUGCUACUCGGAUGCUAUUUUAGUUUGUGUAACCAACUGUGUCACCAGUGUAUUUGCUGGGUUUGCGAUAUUCUCCAUCCUGGGACAUAUGGCAUUCGUGUCUGACAGACCUGUCUCAGAGGUUGUGGACUCAGGGUUUGAUCUGGCAUUUGUAGCCUACCCAGAGGCUCUGUCCAAGUUACCAGUUUCUCCUCUGUGGUCCUUCUUGUUUUUCUUCAUGCUCCUGCUCUUGGGCCUUGACUCCCAGUUUGCCAGUAUAGAAACACUUACAACCACCAUACAAGAUAUAUAUCCCAAAGUGAUGAAAAAAUUAAGAAUCCCUGUAACUCUGGGUGUGUGCGUACUGCUCUUUCUUCUUGGGCUUAUCUGUGUUACUCAGGCAGGAAUUUACUGGGUUAAUCUAAUAGAUCAUUUUUGUGCUGGAUGGGGAAUCCUUAUUGCAGCUGUCUUGGAGAUAAUAGGCAUCGUCUACAUUUACGGAGGAAACAGGUUUAUUGAAGACAUUGAAAUGAUGAUUGGAAAGAAGAGCCGUUUAUUCUGGCUGUGGUGGAGAAUAUGCUGGUUUUUCAUCACUCCUGUGCUGUUAAUGGCUAUUUUGGUCUGGUCUUUGGUCACGUUUUCACCUCCUACUUACGGAUCCACAUAUACAUAUCCAACCUGGGGAACCGCUGUUGGCUGGUGCAUGAUCAUCUUUUGUGUCAUCUGGAUUCCCAUCGUAGCUAUUGUAAAAGUAGUUAAAGCUGAAGGAAACCUUUGGCAGCGUAUUGUGAGCUGCUGCAGGCCUGCAGCAAACUGGGGUCCCUACCUGGAAUGUCACCGAGGAGAACGAUACAGCCAUAUUAUAGACCCCAAAAAGGAAAAGGAACACGAGAUUCCUACUGUGUCUGCCUUCGUAUACACACAACAAUGA
Molecule: messenger RNA, 1291 nt
Organism: Acanthisitta chloris (rifleman)
Lineage: Eukaryota; Metazoa; Chordata; Aves; Passeriformes; Acanthisittidae
Gene: SLC6A14
Product: solute carrier family 6 (amino acid transporter), member 14
Exons: 10
Biological process (GO): sodium ion transmembrane transport
Cellular component (GO): membrane
Molecular function (GO): L-proline transmembrane transporter activity
Source: RefSeq, a predicted model, not a curated record